GGAGGGCCCUCAGGGGCUGUGCCGGACUCGGCUCGGGAAAGGCGAACUGGCGACGGGCUCGCUUUUGUUCGCGUUCUGGGGAUCUUUGUGUGCGUGCACCCCGAAGCCGUGCCUGCAGAUAACUGCCCUCGGUGCACUGUGAGGGGUGUUCGCCUUCACCCCCUCCCUCGGGGCUGCUCAGAGGCCUGUCUCCUUUUUUUUCGGGGAAAGGAUGGAAGUGUGGGUGUGGGAGUGCCCGUGGAAAUUAUUUAAUAUUUCAGGGGUGAACGCUGAGACAGGUGUGAGGAGCUGACCAGGUAAACAGGUCAUGGCACGCCUCACGAAGAGACGACAGGCAGAUACAAAGGCUAUCCAGCAUCUUUGGGCAGCUAUAGAAAUAAUCCGGAACCAGAAGCAAAUUGCUAACAUUGACCGUAUUACAAAGUAUAUGUCUCGAGUCCAUGGUAUGCAUCCAAAAGAAACCACACGUCAGCUGAGUUUAGCAGUCAAGGAUGGUCUCAUUGUGGAAACCCUGACAGUGGGGUGUAAAGGGUCAAAAGCUGGUAUUGAACAAGAAGGAUAUUGGUUGCCAGGAGAUGAGAUUGCCUACGGUAUGCAGCCUUUUUCCCAGACAGCAGCAAAAAACAAGGACUGGGAAACAGAAAAUCAUGACUGGUAUUGUUUUGAAUGCCAUAUGCCUGGAGAGGUGUUGAUAUGUGACCUGUGUUUUCGUGUGUAUCAUUCCAAGUGUUUGUCUGAUGAGUUCAGGCUUAGAGACAGCAGUAGUCACUGGCAGUGCCCAGUUUGCAGGAGUAUCAAGAAGAAAAACACGAGUAAACAAGAGAUGAGCACAUACCUGCGAUUCAUAGUGUCCCGCAUGAAGGAGCGGGCUAUAGAUCUAAACAAGAAAGGGAAGGACAACAAACACCCAAUGUAUCGAAGGCUGGUGCACUCAGCUGUUGAUGUUCCUACUAUACAGGAGAAAGUAAAUGAAGGAAAGUACAGGAGUUAUGAGGAAUUCAAAGCAGAUGCUCAACUGCUUCUACACAACACAGUGAUUUUCUAUGGAGCGGACAGUGAACAAGCUGAUAUAGCAAGGAUGCUUUACAAAGACACCUGCCAUGAACUGGAUGAGCUGCAGCUUUGCAAGAACUGUUUCUAUUUGUCAAACGCAAGACCUGACAAUUGGUUCUGCUAUCCUUGUAUACCUAAUCAUGAGUUGGUUUGGGCCAAAAUGAAAGGCUUUGGGUUUUGGCCAGCCAAAGUCAUGCAGAAAGAGGACAAUCAAGUUGAUGUUCGCUUUUUUGGCCAUCACCACCAAAGGGCCUGGAUCCCCUCUGAGAACAUCCAGGACAUCACGGUGAACAUCCACCGGCUGCACGUGAAGCGCAGCAUGGGCUGGAAGAAGGCCUGCGAUGAGCUGGAGCUGCACCAGCGCUUCCUCCGCGAGGGGAGAUUCUGGAAAUCAAAGAAUGAGGACAAAGGGGAAGAGGAGGCAGAGUCGAGUAUCUCUUCCACUAGCAAUGAGCAACUGAAGGUUACUCAGGAACCAAGAGCAAAGAAAGGACGACGUAACCAGAGUAUGGAACUCAAGAAAGAAGAGCCAGAACCUGAAACUGAAGCAGUAAGUUCAAGCCAGGAAAUUCCCACAAUGCCUCAGCCCAUUGAAAAAGUUUCAGUCUCAACUCAGACCAAGAAGUUAAGUGCCUCUUCUCCAAAAAUGCUGCAUCGGAGCACCCAGACCAGUAAUGAUGGAGUGUGUCAGAACAUGUGCCAUGACAAAUACACCAAAAUCUUUAAUGAUUUCAAGGACAGGAUGAAAGCUGAUCACAAAAGAGAAACUGAGAGAGUUGUGCGAGAGGCAGUGGAAAAGCUGCGUACAGAGAUGGAAGAAGAGAAAAGGCAGGCUGUAAACAAAGCUGUGGCCAAUGCACAAGGAGAGAUGGACAGAAAAUGUAAGCAGGUAAAGGAGAAGUGCAAAGAAGAAUUUUUAGAAGAAAUUAAGAAACUAGCAGGUCAGCACAAGCAACUGAUUUCCCAGACCAAGAAGAAGCAGUGGUGCUACAACUGUGAAGAGGAGGCCAUGUACCACUGCUGCUGGAACACUUCCUACUGCUCCAUCAAGUGUCAGCAGGAGCACUGGCAUGCCGAACACAAACGCACCUGCCGCAGGAAAAGAUGAAAGAGUCGCUGCCCCCCUAGAGCACCACCCCAAUGAUUGCUAUUCUCAGACAGAGCGGUUUUUGUUUCCAAAAAAAGAGAAAAAAAAAAAGCCAAAAUUGUUUAGAAUUUGCUUCCCAUUUUGCACCAGCCUUUAAACACUUUUCGUAAAAGAAAUUUUGCACAGUUAUUUCAGUCUUCUGUUAAAAAUGCUCCUCCAAAAUUUUGUCAGCAAAAUGAAUUGAACAUCUGUGGGAGCAGGUUACUUCAAAUAAUUUUAAACUAGAGGAUUUGUUGCAUUUUCAGCAAAUUUUAAGACAUUUUUAGGUUUUACAGAGGUUUUAAUCUUUAAAAACAGCAGAUCUAAAAACAAAAAAUGAUGCAAGUUUAACAAAAGGAACAUUUAAAAACUAGUUCUGAAUGUAAGAAAUACAGAACUGUUUCAGAAAAAGAAAGCAUACUACCUUGAUGUAACAUUUAUUUCUUAACCUUGUUGAGCUGGUUUUGUUCAGCUUAAUUUUACUGUUUAAAGGCAUUAUCUAUUGGUUAUACCAGUGGGUACAUGAUUGAAUUUAGGGAACAGGGUUGACACAGCAGGUGCUAGUCCUGCGUAUUUUUUCUUAAAUAUUUCCCAACUGUGUUUUAUUUUCAUUAUUUCUUUUCAAUAUAUAACUUUUAUAACAAAAUAUUAGCUUUGAUCUUGUAGUUUAAAAUCACAGGGAACUGGGGUAAUCUUUUACUGAGCUGGAUCUUAGAGAAAAAUGAAUAUUUAAAUUUUGAAGUUUGCACAUUUCAUCUUUGUUCUAACAUGAGUGCUUAUAACAAGAAUAAGAAAAGCCAAAAAAAAAAAAAAAAAAAA
This is a messenger RNA of Ficedula albicollis (Collared flycatcher), 2998 nucleotides long. It is a transcript of the gene ZMYND11, whose product is annotated as zinc finger MYND-type containing 11. Gene Ontology annotation, biological process: regulation of transcription elongation by RNA polymerase II. The transcript is spliced from 17 exons. Gene Ontology annotation, molecular function: DNA binding; protein binding; transcription corepressor activity. The record is from RefSeq and is a predicted model, not a curated record. The coding region runs from base 308 to 2161 and encodes 617 amino acids. NCBI's taxonomy places the organism in Eukaryota, Metazoa, Chordata, Aves, Passeriformes, Muscicapidae.